Messenger RNA from Drosophila virilis, 1723 nucleotides. RefSeq names its product Spaetzle domain-containing protein 6 (gene spz6). Gene Ontology annotation, biological process: central nervous system formation; innate immune response. The record is from RefSeq and is a predicted model, not a curated record. Gene Ontology annotation, cellular component: extracellular region. Gene Ontology annotation, molecular function: growth factor activity; Toll binding. Lineage: Eukaryota; Metazoa; Arthropoda; Insecta; Diptera; Drosophilidae.
GAUAGAUUUAAUAUUUAUCUUGCGCCUGAAUAUGUGCUACAUGCGUAUUCCGGAGCCUCCCAAAAGCAUGCCUCAGUUCCUGCCACUGUCAACUUUGUCGAAAGUUGUCUUAAAUUGACUUCUGCAGAAUUCUGAAGCAAAGCUUUCUUUACACUUUCUGUGGCCACUCGACUCUCCCAAUCUCUCGCUCGCUCUCUCUCUCUCUGCCUCUAGUUGUUGACCAAGUUCACAGCCAGAGGUUCAAUGUCUGCUGCCUGCGCAUGCAGAGCCUCAGUUCAGUUGUUGCACUUGCCGCGUCGAGUUCUGUGUUGCGCACGAAAAUAUCUAGGAAAAAGGAAAAGCAAAAUUCUUGUGUGAGAGUCGCUUUUGCUGAGCAAGUUAAUAAAAGACUAUUAACGUAGGCCACUUCGAACAUGGAUUAUCGUUUACUUGUGAAAAUACUCAGCUUUUUGCUGCUCGCCCAACUGUCGAGGGGGCAGCUGCCGCAGUCGCCGUCCCAGGCGUCGCCAGCAGAUUACGGCGAGGAGCCGCCGGAGGGCUACUAUGCGUUCGUGGAGUCGCCGAAUGCGGUGCCGCCACGCGUGCGUCCACCUCCAUAUACGUUCAUUAAUGCGGACUGCAAGGAUGUGGCCACAGGCAGGAAGUCGGCGGUGUCUGUGCACAACAUUUGCGGCGAUUUGAAUAAGGGUCAAAUACCCAGGAAUCCGCUUGGGCAGAAUGUCCUGGGCGAGCCGUAUCCCUUCGAACUGAUACGCAAUCAGACCUUAAAGUUUCUAUCGAAGACGCUGCCCGUGCUGAAGGCGGACGAUACGCUGCCCAAGGUAACGCAAAUUAUACGCGACGAGCCGGUCGAUCAGCUGGACAACAACAAUAUCGAUCGGCAUUAUGCUGCACGCGUCACACGCAGCCUUCCGGAUGGCGUUGAGUCCAAUGAGUACAGCUACUUUGAUCCCGCCCUGGAUGAAGAGCAGCAGCAGGAGAAUAAGCAGCAGCAGCAGCGACGCGCCGCCGAGGAGCGCAAGCCACGCAAAUUCUGCGAUGGCGGUGGCGUAUUUUGCACGCUGUACCGCGCCAUUCAGGGCGACACCAGUCCUGCUGUGUCCGCUGCCCAGACAGCGGAGCGUCGCGAGGAGGUGGGACCCAUACGCUAUGAGGGACCGCCGACGCCCUGUCCGGCCAAGGUGGAGUAUGCCACGCCCGUGUUUGCCAAAAACUAUCAGGGCGCCUGGCGUUAUGUGGUGCAGAUACCCUACGAGGGCUAUUUCACGCAGACCGUGGAGGUGACGCGCUGCAUCCAGGCGCGUUGCCAUUACCUGGACGGCGGCUGUCUAUCGUCGCCGCGCUGGGUUAGCCUGCUGGUCGCGGAAAUUUUCUAUCCGAAUGCCGAGGACACGGUGCCCAGCAGCAGCACGACCACGCCGGCGCCUUCGGUGCAGGACUUCCAGGCCUAUCAACAGUAUCUGCAGAAGCGCGCAGGCGUGGCCAACGCCUCCGAUGGCAGCACGGCUGCACAAACGGCGGGCGCUGCGAAUGCGCCACAAGAUGCGCACUGCGACGGACACGAUGAGCUGGGCUGCUUCCAGGUGCGGCUCUACUACGAUUGGUUCUUGAUACCCGGCUCCUGCAAGUGCUGGCGUCCCGACUACUUUGCCAAAUAUGUGCGCCGAAAGUCCGUCGCCGAUUUGUAGGCUCCUAGUUAAACGUAACUCUUAGCAUAUAUAGA